CAAUGUUCUUUCCUUGGGUUCUUGAGCCACUACGGAUCAGAUAGAUUGCAUGCUUGCUUGGGUUUAGCAGCCAAGACGAUUUCUUGAUGCGCAAGCGCAAGGCCUUACCAUGGGGGGCAAGGUCUGGGUUUGAUCUAUAGGCUUGCCACAGCAUGCACAUUGCCUGGCCUGAUCGACCGGCUCCUGUGAUCAUGCAUAUAGAGGUUCAGACAUCUCAGGUAUGCAGGACCAGCUGAUCUGCAGCGGCUGCAAGCGUGUUCUUCAGUACCGCAGGGGAGCCGCCGGCGUCUGCUGCCCAGGCUGCAACACUUUCACCGCCGCCAACCAGUCAGGACCGGACAUGUCUGAACUCGUCUGCGGCGGCUGCUUCACCAUGCUCGUGCACAACCGCGGCGCCGCCAACAUUCGCUGCCCGCACUGCGGCAGGGUCAACUCAACAAGAUCAGCAGAGAACCAGAUUGGUCACCUGUCAUGCGGGCAUUGCCGGACUACUCUGGCGUACCCACCGGGAGCCUCGACGGUCGGAUGCCCAACUUGUCGCUGCGUCAAUCCUGUCAGGAACAACAACUCUGGUGGCUCUGCACGGCCUGCACCAUCGGAUGCUCGGCCCCAGACGGUUCUUGUGGAGAAUCCUAAGACGCUGGAUGAAAAGGGCAAACUGGUGAGCAAUGUCGCCGUUGGUGUCACCUCAUGGAAAAGAUGACCAAGAACUCCUCCGCGGCAUCAUCCCAAGGAUCUACUGAUAAACCCUUGGUGAUGGACAUGUAAAACUAUCAUAAUCAAACUAAUGUGAAAUCAAGUGUGUUUUGAAGCUUGAUAUAAGAAAAAAAAUGUAACAGUUGAGAAGCAAAAGAUCUGAAGAUGUAAAUAUGCUAGCCGGCCGUGUGUGCGCUAGCCUAUGUACUCCAAGCCAAAAAGGAAUGGAAAGGAGCGAAGCAUUGUGUUCCUGAGAA
This is a messenger RNA of Panicum virgatum (switchgrass), 953 nucleotides long. Its product is annotated as protein LOL4-like. Bases 221 to 703 code for a protein of 160 amino acids. The record is from RefSeq and is a predicted model, not a curated record. NCBI's taxonomy places the organism in Eukaryota, Viridiplantae, Streptophyta, Magnoliopsida, Poales, Poaceae. The transcript is spliced from 7 exons.